GCCUGUGGACGAAUGACCUUGGAAAAGGGAACCUCUAAACCUCUUAGUCAUUUCAUAUAUUCUUCAGUGAGAACGAGACUUCGUAUUCUCCGAGGUCUUCUCCAGAUACCUUCUAAAUUGGAGUCAAAUUCUUCUUUGGUUGAUCCAGAAACCAGCAAUUUCGCGCUCUACUUGGGUGACUAUCGAUGGGAUGUCUUUGGGGUUAAUUCGUACACCUACCAAGUCAGUGUCAUUCAAGCUCGUCAUGUUAUUGCUGUGGAUUUGCAAGAGGGGUAA
Rodentolepis nana is the source of this 276-nucleotide messenger RNA. The record is from the annotation of a GenBank genome assembly. Lineage: Eukaryota; Metazoa; Platyhelminthes; Cestoda; Cyclophyllidea; Hymenolepididae.